GGAGGGAGCGGGCCGGGGGCUCCCUGUUGCCCUGGUUACGCCGAGGCACGUGUGCAGUCCCGGAAGCGGCUCCGGGAAGCUGCCCCGCGCGCUCAGCCGGAGGAAGCGCAGCCCGGUCCGCUGGGGUCGGGUCCGGCUGGGCCAUGGAGCCGUCGCCUGAGCCCGCGCCCCGGCCCCGGCCCCGCUGUCUGCUGCUUUUCUCCUUGCUACUGUUGCUGCUGUUGCUACUGCCGGCCCCGGAGCUGGGCCCGAGCCCCGCGCAAGCCGAGGAGACCGACUGGGUUCGACUCCCCAGCAAAUGCGAAGUGUGUAAGUACGUUGCCGUGGAGCUGAAGUCAGCUUUUGAGGAAACCGGCAAGACCAAGGAGGUGAUCGACACAGGCUAUGGCAUCCUGGACCGGAAGGCUUCCGGAGUCAAAUACACCAAGUCGGACUUACGCUUAAUCGAAGUCACUGAGACCAUCUGCAAGAGGCUCCUGGACUAUAGCCUGCACAAGGAGAGGACCGGCAGCAACCGGUUUGCCAAGGGUAUGUCUGAGACCUUUGAGACAUUGCACAACCUGGUCCACAAAGGGGUCAAGGUGGUGAUGGAUAUCCCCUACGAGCUGUGGAAUGAGACUUCUGCAGAGGUGGCUGACCUUAAGAAGCAGUGCGACGUGCUGGUGGAAGAGUUUGAGGAGGUGAUCGAGGACUGGUACAGGAACCACCAGGAGGAAGACCUGACUCAGUUCCUCUGCGCCAACCAUGUGCUGAAGGGCAAGGACACCAGUUGCCUCGCAGAGCAGUGGUCCGGCAAGAAGGGGGACACAGCCGCCCUGGGUGGGAAGAAGUCUAAAAAGAAGAGCAGCAAGGUCAAGGCCUCGGGCAGUGGCAGCAAACAGAGGAAGGAGCUAGGCCUCGGAGAAGACCCCAGCUCUGACGAGGAUGAGGGCAUCCAGAAGGCAUCCCCCCUCACACACAGCCCCCCGGAUGAGCUUUGAGCCUAACCCAGCACCCCCUGUACCGCGACCCCCGACCUGGAAGCUGAGGAAUCGGGCACAGCUCUGGCGGGCAGGCGGGCGGCUGUCCCGCUCCAGGUCCUCCCUGCCGCGCCGGCUUCCUGCCGGGAAAGACACAGGCCCAGGGGAGAGCUGAGACCCGCUGCGGCAGCCUGCCGACCUCCCCCCUCUGCCAGGCGGCUCUUCUGCGCCAGGCUUCGGGCGGGCCGAGCGGUUUCACGCCUGCCGAGGACUCCAGUACGAACUCCGGAGGGGCAGGUGUGGGGAGGGCGCCCGGCCUUCACCUCCCCUCACUCCUUCCCAGCUGGGAAGCAAGACUACCAGCCACCCCACCCCUGCUCACCCCCUCCUGCGGACACCUUGCACUCUGCCCGGCCCUCCCCAGGGCUCACAGAGUAAAAACCUUUUGGCCUUUUUUGUUCUGA
Hyaena hyaena (striped hyena) is the source of this 1423-nucleotide messenger RNA. Its product is annotated as protein canopy homolog 3-like. The transcript is spliced from 6 exons. Gene Ontology annotation, molecular function: signaling receptor binding. The coding region runs from base 144 to 980 and encodes 278 amino acids. NCBI's taxonomy places the organism in Eukaryota, Metazoa, Chordata, Mammalia, Carnivora, Hyaenidae. The record is from RefSeq and is a predicted model, not a curated record. Gene Ontology annotation, cellular component: endomembrane system.